This is a messenger RNA of Larimichthys crocea (large yellow croaker), 1677 nucleotides long. RefSeq names its product protein phosphatase PTC7 homolog. Gene Ontology annotation, molecular function: protein serine/threonine phosphatase activity. Gene Ontology annotation, biological process: protein dephosphorylation. The record is from RefSeq and is a predicted model, not a curated record. Gene Ontology annotation, cellular component: mitochondrion. NCBI's taxonomy places the organism in Eukaryota, Metazoa, Chordata, Actinopteri, Sciaenidae. Bases 457 to 1350 code for a protein of 297 amino acids. The transcript is spliced from 6 exons.
ACGGACGGUUCAGCCGUUAGCCGCUCUGUCAUUGGAUGAUAAUCGGCUGGGCCGUGACGUCAGGAUUGUAAAACCCGUCAAACAGCACCCGUAUGUACUCGCGCAGCUGAGCUCUGUGUUGGACACACACUGGAAACAUGUCGGGAAGGAGAGAGCCCAGCGGAGGAACCAUGAAAUACACACCUGAAACAUAAACCGCACGUCAACCACAGAGGACAGACGGUGUGCUUGUUAUAUACGGGAGUUUGUUGUAGCUGCUUGUGGAGAGGGGGGGAAGGAGGAGGACGUUACUAUUUCACGGAAGCGGGCCAGUCGGGAUCGGAUGGACGGAUAAAGACACAGCUCGAUCCGAAAGAAACAGCCAGGCGGCCGGGUAGAAAGUGAAAGAGAGAGAGAGGACGGUGUGUGUGUGUGUGUGUGUGCUCAGAACAAGACGGGGUCGCUGCUUGCUAGGGGAUGUUAUCCGUACUGUCGUAUGGUAGACUGGUAGCCAGGGCUGUCCUGGGUGGGCUCUCUCAGACGGACGGUCGGGACUACAGCCUGAUCAGCGCCAGCUAUGGCUUCGGGAAAGACUUUCGCAAGGGGAUCCUGAAGAAAGGGAUGUGCUACGGGGAUGACGCCUGUUUCAUUGCCCGGCACAGGACCGCAGAUGUUUUGGGUGUUGCAGAUGGCGUAGGUGGUUGGCGUGACUACGGCGUUGACCCGUCUCAGUUCUCUGCCACCUUAAUGAGAACCUGUGAGCGUCUGGUGAAGGAGGGACGCUUCACUCCCAGUAACCCAGUGGGUAUCCUCACCUCUGGUUAUUAUGAGCUUCUGCAGAACAAAGUUCCCCUGCUCGGGAGCAGCACAGCGUGUAUCGUUGUUCUGGAUCGACGGAGUCACCGGCUACACACUUGUAACCUUGGUGACUCCGGCUUCCUGGUGGUUCGGGGAGGAGAGGUGGUUCAUCGCUCAGACGAGCAACAGCACUAUUUCAACACGCCCUUCCAGCUGUCCAUCGCUCCUCCGGGAGCUGAAGGGGUGGUCCUCAGUGACAGUCCCGAAGCAGCUGACAGCUCCUCAUUUGACGUGCAGCUCGGUGACAUCAUCCUGACGGCAAGCGACGGCCUCUUUGACAACAUGCCAGACUACAUGAUUCUUCAGGAGCUCAAAAAACUCAAGACUACCAACUACGACAGCGUCCUGCAGACUGCACAGAGCAUUGCGAAGCAAGCUCACGACCUCGCCUACGACCCCAACUAUAUGUCUCCUUUUGCACAGUUUGCCUGUGAUAAUGGGCUGAAUGUAAGAGGAGGGAAGCCGGAUGAUAUCACGGUGCUGCUGUCUAUUGUGGCUGAAUAUACAGACUAAAAAAGUGUGUGUGACAGUGCGUGUGUGCUUCUCUGGGGCUGGUCCUUCCUUUCCCGUCUGCCUGAGUCUUUCAACUGCAGCCCUCCACGAAAAUGCACUGCAGCCCGUGGGCUGACGGGGGAGGCCCGCCGACACAACGCACACUCCUCGCUGCGGGGCUGACGUCCACUUGUGUACAUUUUGUUUUCUUCCUGUUUUUUGUUUCGGUGCUUGAACGGUUAAGGGGAAAGCGGGCAGCUAGGACAAUUUCAUGUUGAUCAUGAUACAGGAAGAGAUGGUACGAUGGUCUAAGGGAUGCCUUUCAGUCUCCUGUGUCUCAUUGUGUGG